AUGGAAAUAAUCGAGUAUCGUUCGGUGAUUAAGUUCCUCCACAAAAAGGGGAAAACGAAUGUGCAAAUCAAAGCUGACCUGGACGAAGUAUAUGGUGAGGCUGCACCUUCGUUAGCAACAGUAAAAUUUUGGAAAGCUGAAUUUGUUCGUGGUCGUACGAGUGUUUUUGAUGAUGAGCGUCCCGGGAGGCCAAAUGAAGUCACCACGCCGGAAAUGAUCAACAAAGUCCAUAACAUGAUUAUGGCAGAUCGUCGAAUCAAGCUCCGCGAGUUAGUAGAGGCCCUAAACAUUCCCAACGAACGCGUACACAACAUCAUUCACCACCAUUUGGACAUGAAAAAGCUAUCCGCGCGAUGGGUGCUGCGUUUGCUGACAAACGACCAAAUGCGAAAACGUGUGACCACUUCGGAGACGCUUUUGGCGAUGAUACGUACGGCGCGAUCCGAAGGAUUUUUUCGCCGAUUUAUCUUGCCAGCGACUUUUUCCUGUUUCCAAACCUAA
Messenger RNA from Photinus pyralis (common eastern firefly), 501 nucleotides. RefSeq lists its product as uncharacterized. The coding region runs from base 1 to 501 and encodes 166 amino acids. Lineage: Eukaryota; Metazoa; Arthropoda; Insecta; Coleoptera; Lampyridae. The record is from RefSeq and is a predicted model, not a curated record. The transcript has a single exon.